AUGAGAUUUCCAAGAAGUCUUGAGGUUUGGAAAUUAGGAAAGGUCAACUACUUGGAAGCACUUAAGCUGCAGGAAAAGCUGGCGUGUGAUAGAAAAGCUCACAAGAUUCCGGAUACCCUAUUGUCCCUGCAACAUCCUCCUACAUAUACUCUUGGCAAACGGCGCACUGAUCAUAAUUUAUUGAUCCCUGUACCUGAACUUGAAAAGAUCGGAGCUGAACUUCACUAUACACAAAGAGGAGGUGACAUUACAUAUCAUGGUCCUCAUCAAGCCAUCUUAUACCCCAUUAUUUCUCUUCGUGACAUUGGACUUGGUGCUCGGAAGUAUGUGGAGAAACUUGAGUUGACAAUGAUUGAGAUGGCAUCAAAAUAUGGUGUGAAAGCUUGUGCUGGAAAAAAGUGUGAGUCUGGGGUCUGGGUUGGAGAUAGAAAGAUUGGUGCAAUUGGAGUUCGCAUAUCAUCCGGAAUCACUUCUCAUGGAUUGGCAUUCAACAUUGAUCCUGAUCUAGACUAUUUUAAUCACAUUGUGCCUUGUGGGAUUGCUGAUAAAAAAGUUACAUCUUUGAGAAGGGAGACAGGCAAUUUAGGGUACAAGGCAUUUGAGAACUCCUCCGGUCCUGUGGUGACUAUGUUGGGGGAGUUAUCUGUAAGCAACCUUAGUACUGCUAGAUCCAGGAUCAGCAUCUUUGAUCAGUGA
Dovyalis caffra is the source of this 696-nucleotide messenger RNA. The record is from the annotation of a GenBank genome assembly. NCBI's taxonomy places the organism in Eukaryota, Viridiplantae, Streptophyta, Magnoliopsida, Malpighiales, Salicaceae.